Molecule: messenger RNA, 987 nt
Organism: Trametes versicolor FP-101664 SS1
Lineage: Eukaryota; Fungi; Basidiomycota; Agaricomycetes; Polyporales; Polyporaceae
Exons: 7
Coding region: 1-987 (328 amino acids)
Source: RefSeq, a predicted model, not a curated record
AUGGCUUCACAGGCUGUGAAGACUCGUAGUGGACGUCAAUCCAAGCCCUCUGAAAAGAAAGGGUACAUGGAUGGGCAACAGGACCCGGACAACACAGGGAAGAAAGCGAAACGCAAGCGAGGUGACAAGGAGAACGCUCCGGAAAAGAAGAAGGGAAAAGUCCAGCACGAGCCAGCUCAGAAGGAGGUGAGCAGCAGAAUGACGGCGUUAGCAAGCGUGCGGGGCACUCAUCCAAAGCAGUUCAACAUCGUAGCUCUGCCGACUAACAGCACCGCCAACAAAAGCCAAUCCAUAGACCUGCGUGCACGCUCAGCUCCUAUCCCAAAACCGAAGGUCACUCCUGCGCGCAAGGUAGCCGGCGAACGUCACCCCGUCCCGACGUCAUCUCCGCGUCGAACGCUCACUCCUGCGAACAGAGAGCGCCUUCUUCAACUGAAGAAGCCGUUCGGAGCCGCAUCGGUGGGACGUCAUGCUACUGCCGCAACCAUGCCAUCGAUGUCCCAGCCCGAGGCACGCAAGAUGGAGCGGCCGAAAAGGAAGCAGUACUCGUCUUCUCAGCCUGUGCAAUCCGUGCGGCCGCGUCAUCCUCGAGAGAGCGGCCAACGUGUUCGUCAUCAACAAAUCACUUAUGGCCGCCCAAAGCUGGCUCAGGUCACUGAAGAUCACGAAGAUCGGCACACAUCUGAUCAGCGCAGGGGCUACGUCAAUACGAGUCAGUACGACCAGGGCGAGGGCGAGGAAGGUGGCGGUGGCAAUGAGGAUGAUGACGAGCACCAAGGCGAGUACGGCAGCCAUGCAGAUGAGGGAGAUGACUGGAGCGGCUACCCGCAACAGGAUGCCGAUGACGAGCAAGAAGAGGAUGAUUACGACCCUGAUAUGGACGACAUGGUGCCUCGGCCAAGCGCUGCACCUAGUCAAGAUUGGCGCGGAAUGGAAAACCACCUGACCGGUAUGUCAUACAAUCCCCACUUCCACCUUCAUUGCUGA